UUUUAGAGUUGAGUUGUUUCUAAGAUGGCGACGAAAAAAACGCGUCUUAUGUGAAAUGCAAAUGCAAUCAUAACAACUUCAGUUUUAUGCUAAUAAAUGUGCCCUGACUUGAAACAAAACUAUUGAAAAAGAGUGCUGAGCAAGUGUAUUAAAUUUUACAUGUGAAAGUUUGGUGCGAAACUGUAGUGAAAAUGGCCACAAAUAUGUAUCGAGUCGGAGACUACGUGUACGUUGAGACAACGCCGAAUAGUCCCUACCUGAUACGUCGCAUCGAGGAGCUGAACAAGAACCAAACCGGCAAUGUGGAGGCGAAGGUCAUGUGCUUUUACCGGCGUCGUGAUCUGCCCAACCCACUGGUGCAGCUGGCCGACAAGCAUCAACUGGCCACAGCCGAGGACUCACCGCUGGCGACCAAGCUGAAGAAGACCUGGCUCCGCACACCCGUGGGCGAGGAGCAGGCCGCACAGGCUGUGCUCGAUCCCUCAAUAGCUGCCUUGGAUGAGGAGCGUACAAGUCCGACGCAAGCGUCUGGCGGCGGCAGUGGAAGUGGCAGCACAUCUGCAAACAGCAACAAUGCCGGCAGCACCACCAGCAACACCAACACCAACAGCAACAACAAUAAUAAUAAUAACAACAGCAGCAGCAGUGGCAGCGGCGGCAGUGGAGGUGAUGCGGAAAAAGGCGAGGCACUAACCAGCAAACAACGCUACCAGAUAAAGCACCGCGAGCUGUUCCUCUCACGCCAAGUCGAAUCGAUACCCGCCACACAGAUACGAGGCAAGUGCUCCGUGACGCUGCUCAACGAAACGGAGUCCCUGCAGAGUUAUCUCAAUAAAGACGACACAUUCUUCUAUUGUCUGGUCUUUGAUCCCAAUCAGAAAACACUACUCGCCGACAAGGGCGAGAUACGUGUCGGCAGUCGCUAUCAGUGUGAUAUUCCCGCCAAGCUAAAAGACACCGUCACGGACGAGCGCAAGCUGGAGGAGCUCGAGUCGCUGGUAUGGACGCCGGAGCAUACACUGACAGAUCGCAAGAUCGAUCAGUUCCUUGUCGUUUCGCGCUCCAUUGGCACCUUUGCACGCGCCCUCGACUGCAGCAGUUCUGUGAAGCAGCCCUCGUUGCAUAUGUCGGCAGCGGCAGCCAGUCGGGACAUCACAUUGUUUCACGCCAUGAACAUUCUGCACAAGCACGACUAUUCGAUUGAGGAGGCCAUGUCCUCGCUAGUUCCUUCCACUGGACCGGUGCUCUGUCGCGAUGAAAUCGAAGACUGGAGCGCCUCGGAGGCAAAUCUCUUCGAGGAAGCGCUGGACAAAUAUGGCAAAGACUUUAAUGACAUUCGACAAGAUUUCCUGCCUUGGAAAACGCUGAAGCAAAUCAUCGAGUACUACUACAUGUGGAAGACCACCGAUCGUUAUGUGCAGCAGAAGCGUGUGAAGGCUGUCGAGGCGGAGCUGAAGCUCAAGCAGGUCUACAUACCGCAAUACAAUAAUAAUGGUGGCAAGGGUGGCGGCAAUGGCGCCUCUGUCAAGGCGGGUGGUGGGGGCAUUUACAAUGGCACCACCAACGGGGGCACCGAUCUCUCAAGCAACGGCAAACCCUGCGAAUCAUGCGGAACAACUAAAUCAUCACAGUGGAAUUCAUUUAGCACUGGUCACAUUACGAGUCGUCUCUGCCAAAGCUGUUGGGAGUACUGGCGGCGUUAUGGCAGUAUGAAGUCAGCGAAUAAGGGCGAUGCCAGCGGCGAUAGUGAUGCAAAGAAGAAGGCCUCGGCAGCGACGACUCCCACUGCUACUGCUGCCGCUUCGGCAACAACACCCACAGCAGUAGUCGACCUCAACGAUGAUGAGAAAAUUAGUGAUCUAACCAAUCGUCAGUUGCAUCGAUGUUCAAUUGUCAAUUGCGGCAAGGAGUUCAAGCUGAAGACCCACCUGGCACGUCAUUAUGCGCAAGCCCACGGCAUUGCCAUCAGCUCUGGCUCACCGCGGCCCAUCAUGAAGACGCGCACUGCCUUUUACUUACACACCAAUCCCAUGACGCGUGUGGCGCGCGUUAUCUGCCGCAGCAUUGUCAAACCGAAGAAAGCGGCGCGACAAAGCGCCUACGCCAUCAAUGGGCUGCUGGUUAAGCAAGAAUUUACGAAUCGUAUUAGCGGCAAAUCACAGGCGGAGAUCAAGAAGUUGCUAUUGCUCAAGCCCAAGGAUCGUGGCAGUGUCACUAAAAUUGCCAAUCGACUGGGUGCGCCUGGCAGCGGCCCACACGAGUGGCUGGUGCUGACGCCCAAGGAUAAAAUGCCGCUGCCCGCUGUCGUCUCAUUCCCCAAGCCGCCCAAAGCAGCGGAUGGCAGUUUAGUCUACGAUCGUGUGCCCAACAAAUCACCCGAUAUUGUGGCCGUACCAGCGGAGAAAGAACUAACUAUAAUUCCAACGCAAGCAACAUCAACGAUACGAAAGCGUGCGCAUGAGGACCAGCAGCUAAAUGGCACUGAAGUAACUAUAGUGCCCAGUGGACCGCCUGCAAAGAGGCCAAACAAAGAUCCUAUGCCCUCGCAUUGUCCCAGUCCCGAACAGUUUGCGGCCAUGAUGGCAGCAUCGGGACAACCGCUCUCCAGGCAUCAUCUCAAUGGCAAACAGAAGAUUGCGCAAAUGGCACGUGGCGGCAAUGGACGCAAGCAAGUCAUCAGUUGGAUGGAUGCGCCUGACGAUGUUUACUUUAGGGCCAACGACACACACAAAAAAGCGCGAAAAAUACUCUCUGCCGUGGAUCUACGCCGUGCGGCGCGCAAACCAUGGCGCACACUGCCCAUUAAGCCUCUGGCUACCGAGCCAAGUAGCAGGCCCAUUGAAUCACAAAUCGUCAUACUGGACUGACCGUCGCCGGCACAUACAACAGGAGCAUCAUCAGCAGCAGUAGCAGCAGCGGCAACCAAGUUGUUAUCGUCUUCAGCAAACAGCAGAUACGAGCAACAUCCUCCAUUUCCAUAUACCAUGGAUGCAUUGCUUAACUAGUGACCAUUCUCCGAUUUAACUGGCUUGCCAUGUACAUACAACAUACAACAUAUAUACACAAAACACCCCACGCCCCCGACCCCCGCAUGCAUACGAUAGUACAGACAGACAGACAUCCCGCAUUCAAGUAAGGAUCAGGCAGAAGUUACAGCAUUCAUCCCUGUAUGACUUGGGAUUGGUAUUGGUAGCGAAACCGAUAACAAAAACCACUUUAUUAGCGCUUAAAUAGAUGUCUUUUUAAAAAACAAAAACAAAUAGUAAGAUAGUAAGUGUUAAGGUCUGUAAUAGCAGUAAACCAGGACAGAACGCGAACAAGGAUAAACAAAACAAAAAAACCAUAACAAAAAUAUUUAUAAAUAUUUUAUAUAUUUUUAAAUUUAAAAAUCUCAGCAUACCGAAUACCGCAAUAUACACCACACACACAAACCAACCAACUCAAAAGAUUGUCCUUGUUUAGUAAUGACAGCGUGUGUUCCUCUUUCUUAAAGGAAUCAAUCCCUUGCAUGGUUUCAUUCUUGAAUAUAUGUCUAUAUGCAUGUGCAUGUGUGUAUAUGUCAUGUAUGCAAGGUCCCGCUACAUUUAUAUGUAUGUUUUUUCGGUCAAAACGCGCUUGGAAUUUCCACUCUUUACACCUAACAAACCCAAUCUUCCCUCCCCCCUAGCUAAGAACCAGAUACGUAAAUGAAAUUGAAAGGCCUACCCGUAAUUUUAAAAAUAUUUUUCAGUCCAAAUUUGAGUACGGGAAUUGUUUUGAAUGCUUUAAAAUUGAAGAAUGGGAAGAAACCUUGUUAAAAUUUUAGUGUGACAGUGACAAAAAUGCUACAAAACAUAUUGAUUUAUGCUGUAACUAAACAACGGAAUACUUGAGUAACAAUUGUACAGAAAAAGAGUUUAACGAUAAAAUUCGAAUAACA
This is a messenger RNA of Drosophila guanche, 3919 nucleotides long. It is a transcript of the gene MTA1-like, whose product is annotated as metastasis-associated protein MTA3. Gene Ontology annotation, molecular function: sequence-specific DNA binding; chromatin binding; transcription coactivator activity. Gene Ontology annotation, biological process: negative regulation of transcription by RNA polymerase II. The record is from RefSeq and is a predicted model, not a curated record. Bases 192 to 2867 code for a protein of 891 amino acids. NCBI's taxonomy places the organism in Eukaryota, Metazoa, Arthropoda, Insecta, Diptera, Drosophilidae. Gene Ontology annotation, cellular component: nucleoplasm; NuRD complex. The transcript has 13 exons.